AUGAUGAACACAACAACAGUGACGGAGUUUAUUCUACUGGGUAUUCCUUUUCUGUAUGAGCUACACCAGAUUUUCUUUGUUGUCGGUUUAUUUGUCUACAUUAUAGCUGUUCUGGGGAAUGGAUUUAUCCUUAUCAUUGUUGCCAUUGAGCCAAGACUUCAGACUCCCAUGUACAUCUUCCUGAGCAACCUGGCUUUCCUGGAGAUCUGCUACACCACAACUGUGGUACCCAAGCUGCUUCAGACAUUUGUACAAACAAGGACCAAAAUUUGUUUCCACUGCUGCCUGGCCCAGAGUUUUUUAUAUUUCACAUUUGGCGGUUCAGAACUUUUAGUCCUAACAGUGAUGUCUUUUGACCGUUAUUUGGCCAUCUGCAAGCCACUUCAAUAUCCAAUGAUUAUGACUAAGAAUGUCUGCAUUCAAUUGUCCUUAGCCGCUUGGUAUGUGUCAUUCAUAACUUUGUUUUUUCAGUGUCUGGUUUUUUGGCAGAUGCCCUUCUGUGGAUCCAAUGUUGUUGAUAACUUCUUCUGUGAUUCCGCUGCCAUGUUUAGUCUUGUAUGUACUGAUACGCACUUAAGUGAGUUUGUGGGAUUUCUAUUUGCUGUCCUAAUGAUAGUUGUGACCUUGAUCUUAACAAUAGUAUCAUAUGCCUGUAUCAUCUCCACUGUAAUGGAGAUCCCUUCAGCUGUCGGGCGUAAAAAGGCUUUUUCUACCUGUACAUCUCACCUGAUUGUGGUGUUUAUAUUGUAUGGGGCACUGAUAGCCAUGUACGUGAGGCCCAGUGUGCACUCCUCUUCUCGUAUAACCCGGGUACUAGCAGUCUUGAACACUGCCUUUAUUCCAAUGCUGAAUCCUUUCAUAUACACAAUAAGGAAUGCAGAAGUAAAAAAUGCUGUUCAGAAUAUGAUACAUAAGAAGAGACAGUUGCUGAACAAUGAUUUUUUAAAUAUGUUCAAAAAGGUCAGUUUAUAA
Eublepharis macularius is the source of this 972-nucleotide messenger RNA. Its product is annotated as olfactory receptor 6X1-like. Gene Ontology annotation, biological process: G protein-coupled receptor signaling pathway. Gene Ontology annotation, molecular function: olfactory receptor activity; G protein-coupled receptor activity. Bases 1 to 972 code for a protein of 323 amino acids. The record is from RefSeq and is a predicted model, not a curated record. Gene Ontology annotation, cellular component: membrane. The transcript has a single exon. NCBI's taxonomy places the organism in Eukaryota, Metazoa, Chordata, Lepidosauria, Squamata, Eublepharidae.